GAAUUAAGAAAAUGGUAUGCGCAAACAAGACAACAACGGCUGAGCUUACUUACCACAAAGUUCCCCAAUUCCAUGACAUCUUAAAGAAGUCGUAGAAACUAUUAUGAAAUAAUAAACUCCUAUAGCCGCACCGUCGAUUUCUCUAUGGAUCGACAAUUCGUUAACUUUACCACCAUUUACGAAAACUCCAACAUAUGAUGGAGAACCUUCACGAACCGCCGCAGCCAGGCCCCUCCCAAUUAGCCGGUCCCGGUCCGCAAGGAUUGGGACGCGGCGCACCACCGCAAACCCAACAACUACCUCCCCAGAUGUUCACAACUGCUGCGCAAUUAUUAGACCUCACAGAUAAGAAGCUCUUAGUCUGCCUCAGGGACGGCCGCAAGUUAACUGGAGUCCUACGAAGCUGGGACCAGUUUGCAAAUCUAGUGCUUCAAUCUACCGUUGAGCGUGUAUAUGCCACGACGUCAGACCCCGCAGAGAACCAGCCUAAGGGUCUUUAUGCCGACCAAUCCCAUGGCAUAUUCUUAGUCCGAGGAGAGAACGUGCUUCUGCUUGGAGAGAUUGACCUCGACAAAGACGACGAUCCGCCACCAGGAUUCGAGAGGGCCGAAUUUAGCGUUGUAGAGAAGCUAGCGAAGGAACGACGAGCAGUGGAGAGGGCCAAGGAAAAGAAUAAGCUUAAGAAACUCGCCACUCUAGGAUUCGAGGGAGAAAAUAUGGGCGAGAUCUUGCUUUAGAUGGGAUAAGACUAAAGAUUGACGAGGAUCAGACAAUUCGUACCACGUCAGAGGAAAGGGAAGAAGAAUACGCCAUACGGAAAGUGAUACAUUCACGAUAGAAGAAGAGACAGAAUAUUGUGAAAUGUCUCUUCGUCAAUCCCUCCACCAGACUAGCGGUCUUGUGGAAUGGGAUUGACAGUUAGGAAGGCCCAUUUAACGUAUAGAAGCAAUCAGAGCUACGUGCUGAAGAUAUCUAGAUACUCGAAGGGAUUGAAGUCCGGUAUAUUGACAUCAGAUCAGAUAUAGGAAUGCACCUUACCUAGUAUACUCAGGCGAUUACGAAGAGCCUACGUCGAGAUCUAACCUUAAAUAUUUAUAUUGUUAUCGGCGGCCCGGAGCCUAACAACGAUAACGAAAUAUCUAGUUAAUGGGUAUCUAGUAUCUAUAUUUUUAUCAAAUAUUCAACAUGUCUAUCGUAAAAGCCUUAUCAAAUACGACUACCCCGUAUCAACUAAAAGCAAGGUUUCAAGAAUCGAUCAAAUACGCAGCCACAUUAGCAAACCAACCACCUUUAUUCUCGACG
Messenger RNA from Annulohypoxylon maeteangense, 1302 nucleotides. RefSeq lists its product as uncharacterized. The record is from RefSeq and is a predicted model, not a curated record. The transcript is spliced from 3 exons. Gene Ontology annotation, molecular function: RNA cap binding. Bases 195 to 737 code for a protein of 180 amino acids. Gene Ontology annotation, biological process: deadenylation-dependent decapping of nuclear-transcribed mRNA. NCBI's taxonomy places the organism in Eukaryota, Fungi, Ascomycota, Sordariomycetes, Xylariales, Hypoxylaceae. Gene Ontology annotation, cellular component: P-body; Lsm1-7-Pat1 complex.